CAUCUCCUUCAUCCUACUUGAAUGGGCUUAACUUGGUUUGCAGUGAGGUUGAAGAGUGGAUGAGGCACAUGGGCUCUAAGUCUUGGAAAAUUCUUGGAAACUAGGGGCUCGGGGACUAGUUUUGAAAUGUUUUUGUUUUUGUUUUAUUUUAGUUGGUGUUAAUUUCUUGUGUAUGCUGAGCUUUAGUGCAAUAAACAAGCAAGAAAGUACAAGCACCAUGACUGUGAAGAGAAAAAUGAAGACAGGACAUUUUGAAAUGGUCACCAUGCUGCUGUCAGCUAUGGUUCUAAUGGAUAUUUUCCAGGUGAAGGCUAAUACGUUAGACAUGGCAGAUAAUGCAUUUGAUGACGAAUACCAGAAAUGUACUGACAGGAUGGAAAUCAAAUAUGUUCCCCAACUGCUCAAGGAAGAAAAAGCAAGCCACCAGCUUUUGGAAGAUGUGUGGGAAAAUGCAAGAGCCAAAUGGGAAGCUCGGAAGACUCAGAUCUUUCUCCCUAUGAGUUUUAAGGAUAACCAUGGAAUAGCCUUGAUGGCAUAUAUCAGUGAAGCUCAAGAGCAAACUCACUUUUACCAUCUAUUCAAUGAAGCUGUGAAGACGGCUGGCCAGUCUCGAAAAGAGUAUAUCUAUGGCUUCCAGUUCAAAGCUUUUCAUUUUUACCUGACAAAAGCUCUGCAGUUGCUGAGAAGACCUUGUGAAGAGAGUUACAAAAAUGUGGUGUAUAGCACAAGCCAGGGCACUUCAUUUACCUUUGGAGGGCUAAACCAAGCCAGACUUGGCCAUUUCACCUUGGCAUAUUCAGCCAAACCUCAAGCUGCAAGUGACCAACACAUUCUGUUAACCAUUCGCACAUGCUUUGGAGUUGCCAUUGAAAAAUUUUUUGAUAAAAAAAGUGAAAAUGAAAGAAUUAUUUUAAUACCCCUGAAUGAGGUUUUUCAUGUGUCGCAGGAUGGGGCUGGCAACAACCUUAUCCUUCAAAGCACAAACAAGACCUGCAGCCACUACGAGUGUGCAUUUCUAGGAGGACUAAAAACUGCAAAUUGUGUUGAGAACAUGGAAUAUUUUCAACCCAUCUAUGUUUCCAGGCCUGGUGAUAAAAACCAGAAACUUGAAGACCCUGGAAUGAAAGGCCAGGAGCCCACUGUCUCACCUGGCAUGAAGAGCUAUGAACCCAUCCAAACACCUGGAAUGAAAGUUCCAGAACCUUUUCCAUUACCUGAAUAUAAAAGUCAAGAAGAUAUCAACAAUCUGACUCCAGCUCCAGUUCCAGUUCCAGGUCCCAAAACCCAUCCCUCUGCAUCCUCUGGCAAAAUGCUCCUUCCACUGUUUGGGACAUUCAUUAUUUUAAUCAGUGCUUCUGCUAUAAAUCUCUUUGUUGCUCUGUAGUCUGAUAUAUUCCUUAUUAGUUGAAAUACACUAUGUGGAUUCCACAGGAAAUGAUCAAAAA
Pteronotus mesoamericanus is the source of this 1445-nucleotide messenger RNA. RefSeq names its product ADP-ribosyltransferase 3 (inactive) (gene ART3). The transcript is spliced from 11 exons. The coding region runs from base 173 to 1384 and encodes 403 amino acids. The record is from RefSeq and is a predicted model, not a curated record. Lineage: Eukaryota; Metazoa; Chordata; Mammalia; Chiroptera; Mormoopidae. Gene Ontology annotation, molecular function: NAD+-protein-arginine ADP-ribosyltransferase activity; NAD+ poly-ADP-ribosyltransferase activity.